This is a messenger RNA of Saccostrea cuccullata (small rock oyster), 982 nucleotides long. RefSeq lists its product as uncharacterized. Lineage: Eukaryota; Metazoa; Mollusca; Bivalvia; Ostreida; Ostreidae. The record is from RefSeq and is a predicted model, not a curated record. Bases 126 to 560 code for a protein of 144 amino acids. The transcript has 2 exons.
AAGGUGAUGCUUUAUACCCUAGACAAGUCGCCAAUGAAUUCAACGCCAGUCUUGCUAUACUACUGAAUCUUUUGGGAUUGUUCUCGGCACACUGUGCGGCCAGAAAAAACAAAGGAACAGCUAGGAUGGCGCUUAUAUCUAUUGUGCUACAGGCUUAUUCAUUUUUUGUAACAUUCGGUUUCAUUAUGGACUACCUUGUGAUCUACAUCCUGGCACAGAGACACGACUCUGAAUACACUGGAUACACCUACGUCACAAGCAGCACACAGAUGCCAUAUUCCUUGAUCAUCACUGGAGUAGCCUUAUUCAUUCAAGCUUCUGUCAUUAUGUACUUUCUUGCAAAGUUAUGUCGUCUGCUUGACGGGACUUUACUAAACAACGAAUCGCCACCCCCGUAUCAGCCACUUUUAGAUAAUGAUGGGGGCGGCCAUCAAUACACAUACGGGACUUCUAACGAAAAUCAACAUCCGGUACCUAAUGCUCCUACAGAUUAUCCCAGAAACAACAAUCCAUUUGAAGAAAAUACCAAUCAGCGAUUCAGGAAUGAGAGCAAUGCUUAACUGAUUGAUUUAGUGAUUUAGCCACUAUAUAGCACUGAAUUUGAUAAUUUCAAUAAGAAAACUUCGUCUCUAUGUACAGAUAUGUUGGCAUUAUAUCAGAAAGGAAUAUGAUUAUAUCAUCACAAAUUCUACCCAACGAGGGCAAAAACAUUUCAGAUCAUAAUUUAAAUCAAAAUUGGAUUACAAACGUUGAACAGUUUGCCAGUACCUGUGCUUUAAUUCAACAAUGUCUUAAUAGUUGAGCUAUAAACAUAAAUAAUUAUUUUUGGUCUAAUUCUAUCUGAUCUUACUUUAGAAAUAGAUACUUUCAUCAUCUAUGGCCAAGAAUAAGGUCUAAAAUAUUGAAUAUAAUCUUUGUAACAGAAUUUUUGUUUGAAAAAAGAUCUAGAUCAAUUAAAAUUUGCUGUUUAGUGUUUACUGAU